Messenger RNA from Perkinsus marinus ATCC 50983, 2470 nucleotides. RefSeq names its product dynamin, putative. The record is from RefSeq and is a predicted model, not a curated record. NCBI's taxonomy places the organism in Eukaryota, Perkinsozoa, Perkinsida, Perkinsidae. The transcript has 20 exons. Gene Ontology annotation, cellular component: microtubule; membrane; cytoplasm. The coding region runs from base 1 to 2421 and encodes 806 amino acids. Gene Ontology annotation, molecular function: GTPase activity; GTP binding; microtubule binding.
AUGACGGCAGCUGCUGCUGAAUCCACUGUUACUCCCAACGGCCUAUAUGAUAACCUCCGACGGCUUAUCAAUGUGGUGGAUGAGCUCAGGGACGUCGGCCUACAGAAGAUUAUCAACCUCCCUCGAAUUGUCGUUGUCGGUACCCAAAGCUCAGGGAAGAGUUCGGUGUUGGAGAGCGUUGUUGGGCUUGACUUCCUCCCUCGUGGGGAUGGGGUGGUAACAAGAAGACCUCUUGAGCUUAGGUUGGUCCAUCUGUCUGAAAGUGAUCAUAAACCUGAUGAUGCUUGGGCAGUAUUCCCUGACCGCCCUGAGAAGAAGUUCACGGACUUUGAUGAGGUCCGCAAGGAAAUUGAAAGGCUCACUGAUGUUGCAGCUGGAGCCAACAAGGGUAUAGUGGAUGACCCCAUAGUUAUGACCAUAUACGCGACGGCGGCCCCUGAUCUGACUUUGAUUGACUUGCCUGGAAUUACUCGUGUCCCUGUGAAGGGCUCAGACCAGAAGGAGGAUAUUGAGAAGGUCACCAAGGACAUGACUUACCGUUACAUUCGGGACCCUCGGACUAUCAUAUUGGCGGUUCUGGCGGCUAACCAGGACCUGAGUACUAGCGAUGCCUUGCAGAUGGCCCGGCAGGUUGACCCUUCUGGGUUCAGGACGAUAGGGGUGAUCACGAAAAUCGAUAUCAUGGACAGAGGCACUGAUGCAAUCAAGAUGCUCACUGGAGAGGACAUACCUCUGCGGUUAGGCUACGUUGGGGUGAAAAAUAGGUCACAGGCCGAUAUACGUGAGAAUAUGAGGGUGAAGGAGGCGUUACAGCAUGAGAAGGAAUGGUUCGAAAGUCAUCCUAAAUACAACAAGCUUCCUCCUGGCCUGACGGGCACAGGUUGCCUGGUCCAGAAGCUUACGAGGGUACUGUUUCGUCACAUACGCAAUUUCCUACCUGAAAUUAAGAAGGAGAUAACCGAUAGAAGGACGAAGGUCCAGGAUAGACUAGAGCAGAUUGGUAGCGGUGUGCCUGUGGAUGAGAAGGAGCAGGUCCAACUGAUGUGGACUAUGAUAACGGAUUAUUGUGAUAUGUUCAAGAACACUAUCAGGGGGAGGAACGAUAGGAAACUCCAACACUACUUGGCGGCCUCUGCUGAGAGUGGAGAACAGCUGGCCUCUGGGGGCAGUCAAAUAAGGAGUGUGUUUAAUGACUUCUUGGCCGACUUCGAAGAGGAGCCCUGCACUAGAGACCUCACUGAUGAGGACAUUGAGAGGGCUAUUAGGGUCCAUGAGGGCGAUGCCUUGCCAGGCUUCCCAUCUCCUGAUAUUUUCGAAUUUCUUAUCCUACCAUACCUCCGCCAAAUUCAAGGCCCUACGAUGGAGUGUUUGAACACCGUUGCGGCUACUCUCGAGGUCCUCAGCCAGAAGAUGGCUCGAACGGUCUUCAAGCGCUUUCCCAAGCUCGCGGACCAGGUACUAGAGCUCACCUCGCAGAUCCUUUACAGAGAGAAGGAGCAUACCCGGGCUAUAUUGGAGGACUUGGUGGCUUAUGAUACGGGGUACCUCUUUACGAACGAUGAGGAGUAUUUGGAAAGCCAUGGAUCGAUGCAACCGAUGUACCAGCCUUCCCCGGCCUUGCCUAAUGGUCCUACUUCCAAUAUGGAAUCGCCCCCGGGAGUCGCUGGAGGGCCUGGCGGGCCAGCCCAAGGUGGAGUAGCACAGCAGCAGCAGCAGGAACAGGUCCCGAGGAAUGUGAUGGGGCAGAGGGCCAGCCAUCGUCGUGGUUAUGCUGGGCCUUAUGUGACGGAGAUACGCCGCCGUCUUGAUGCCUACUUCUCCCUAAUCAUCAGGAAUGUUCGCGACUCGGUCCCAAGGGCCGUCGGGUACUUCCUGGUUCGCCAGGUGCAAGACAAGCUCCAGUUUGAGCUGUACACCAACGUCAACAGAGCCGAGAAGCUGCCGGAGCUACUUGGGGAGCCACCGCAUAUCAUGGAAGAGAGGAAGCAGCUGACGACGCAGUUGCGUAUCCUGGACAAUGCACACAAUGUACUGCAGCGGGACCCUACCAUUACGGCACUACAGUUGGAGACUAUGGACAUGUUGGGAGAUGAAUCGAUAUCCCCUCCAGCCACUCGGAGGCCUAGGAGCCCUAAGACCAGCAAACAGCAGUAUUCUGGAGUUUACAAGUCCACUGGAGCACCACCGCCACCCUCAGCUGGGGUCCCUCCACCAGGCAACGUCACGUCUGGGCCGCCGCCGCCUGCUCCCCCGCCGGGUGGUAGUCUGUUCGGCAACUCUACCUCAAAGGUUCAUGGAGGCAACACGGGUAGCAUCCCGGCUGCCCAUCCUGGCCAGGGCUCGUCCCUCUUUGGAGGGAGAAACUACCCAGGCAGUAGGAGGACCCAGCCGGCGCACAAUCCCCUUUUCCAAGAUGACUGAUAACUGUACGUUGCAUCUCAAUAGCAUUGGGCUCGAGUGCCCUCAAAGA